Molecule: messenger RNA, 1163 nt
Organism: Aedes aegypti (yellow fever mosquito)
Lineage: Eukaryota; Metazoa; Arthropoda; Insecta; Diptera; Culicidae
Gene: Karl
Product: lopap
Exons: 4
Coding region: 143-1066 (307 amino acids)
Molecular function (GO): violaxanthin de-epoxidase activity
Source: RefSeq, a predicted model, not a curated record
UCGUCGCCGAGGGUCUCCACGAGGAACAAUUCGAUGAGUGAAUGUUGCAGCUUUCGGUCGGUGCGGUAGAGCGAGUUAAUCUGGUUUGAAGUCGUUAUCAAAUUUGCACUAAAUUUGGAGAGAUUUGGCAACCGGCUACCUAAUGGGAGAAAAGGAUGGUCGGGCACUUGGCGAAAUUCGAGUGACCGAAACUGGAAGUCAUUUCCGGAUAUUUGGGUUAGCCGGACGGGCGGUUGGGCAGGAAUCCCUGGAGGGAGGCGAAAAAUUCGACAUUCCUGAGCCGAUCGAAACCGCGAUACCUAUACAAUCUAUAUUGCCGAUAUACAACUAUUUCACCAUAAUGACCGGAUGCGACGGAGGUGGCAAAGGCGAUGGGAGAUGUCACCGGCGACGGCGGAAUUCAGUAAUGACCGGAGGCAGUGGACCGCAGCGACGAAUCGAUUGGAUCCGAUGGACGCUAAUUAUGCUAAUUUUGAUAGUCGGUCAAUGUGACUCUCAGAUGGGCCGGCGCCGGAAUAGGAACGAACGAUGUCCGAGGGUUCGAGCGAUGCGCAACUUUGACCUCCCGUCCAUGAUGGGCUACUGGUACGUCAUCCAGUACUUUGCCUCGUCGGAAACUCUGCCGGAGUAUUCUUGCAUGCAGAGUUCGUUCAUCACCACGGACGGUCUCAUCACGAUGAACUUUACCUACUUCUUCUCGGACGAUCCCCUGCGGAACUUCCAGCAAGGCAACAUCACCUGGGUGAUUCCCAACUUUGCCCAACCGGCUCACUGGAUUCACGCCGAGUGGACUUAUGAAGAAAUCUACAACACCUACGUCAUCGAUACCGACUACCAAUCGUGGGGUCUGAUCAUGCACUGUGCCGAAAAGACCAAAUCGCAGAAGUAUCUUUCGGCACUGAUGCUGUCGCGGACUCCAACACUGACCCAAAAUGUUAUCAAUUUCCUCCGGGAAAAACUACCGCGGUACGAUAUCGAUCUGAGCUGCAUGUUCCCGAUUUCCCAGGUUAACUGCAGUCACCGGGAGGUAGACCCGAAAGCGUACUUCAAGUACGAAUCCGUCUAGCUAAGAUGGGUGGGAUUUUAUGUUUAGUUACUUAUAUAACAAUAUGACAUGUGAAUAUAAUCAUUAUUUUUUAUAAAAAAAAUGUGAUCAACAGGAA